UGUCAUUUUAAGGGUCAAAUCAGCUAGGAAUCUCUCCUGAAGGUGCCACCUGACCUGCACCGUUUCACUUCCAUAUUCUUGUAAAUAUUCCUAGGAUAUUCCAAAUAUUAGUAGUUGAAAUCACAGGGCCAAAUUGGCGCCGUUUCAGCAGAUCACCACAGUGUGUUUGUGUCCGAUAGAGACGUGAUUACCCGUAGAGGGGCGCGAGGGGCGCGAGGGGAGUGUUUGUGCAGCCAGAGGGUUUAUCAGCUCCAAACACUCGCAGGAUUUCCGGUCUGGGAUUGUCCGUCCAAUUCCUGAGUUCCACAGGAAGCGCGGAAUAAAAAGCAGGAGAAAAACGCCCAAAAGCAUCUCAUUCCUCGCCAGUCGGAUCACGGGGAGCAUCGAGAUUUUGACCGCACGGUGCUCGUUAUCAGAGAGAAGAAGAGUUUAGAAGAAAUGGUGGCGAUGGAGGAGCGCGCGACAGGUGGAUCGAAUGGCCUCGAGCGCAGCGCGACAUCACGUGAUUGUAUGAACCGGGUGAGUGUGUAAACGUGUGUUUAUAUCGGCAUGGGGAUUUUCUUUGAUUACACUUUCGGUAAGCCUUUGAACAUUACAUAUGGAGCAGUUCAUAUAAAAUUCAAUAUGAAUGAUAAAUGAAAUUAAAGUUUCAUAACUAUUUAAACGGACGAUGUAAAAAAAUUUUUUUUUUUUGGAAACACUUAAUGAAAACAAAACUUCAAUAUAUGAAGUUUAAAAACGUGCAAUAAUUGUUAAAAAUAGUUUAUACAAUUUUAGAAGAUGUGAUUUUUGGGAAGCUUUUGAAAUCAAAUUUUCAAUACUUUAUGAGUUAUAAAAUUAAAUCGUUUUCAUUAUACACAAACACACAAAUAUAUCAACUUUUUUCAUGAUCGUGAAGACAUGCGCAUGCAUUUUAGGCAUUUCAUAUUUGUCUACAAACCUAAUUUCAAGCAUUUGACUAUUCAUAAAUUCAGUCAGGUACGUUAUCGUAUUCCUUUAUUGAUUUAUUAACAGCAAAUAAUAUUUGUAUAUGGAAGUGGCGUGUUUUUUUUUUUUUUUUUUACAGAACUACUGUAAGUUGGCCAAAAAGGAUUAAAGCAUUAAAGCUUAAUUCCCGGUCUCUUUUAUUUUCUCUCUUUAUUUCUCGGUGUGUGACCCGGUAAACUGAGCUGCUGCGGGUGACGUCACGCGGCGCGAGGGUCUCCGGUGAGCUCUUGCAUGAGUGUUUCUCCUGGGACGUCCCAGUGAAGGAGGGGCAGUAGUGGUGUGGUUACCCCCCUGCACGCUUUGACAGUUGAGAGAACCGAGUGUGCAAAAACUCCUAAACACGGAGAGCCGAGCCACGGGAGACGCGCGCAGGAAUUGCCAGUGCGAGUUUGGGCACACGUGUGUUUUUGAACUAUUUAUAAGAUUAUUCCAGCCCUGGCCUCUGAGUUUGGUGGGAAACUUAGUUUUUGGGACGCGCCGGGGGACCAGUCUCUUUCUUUCCCUUCUAACAUCCACGCACGAGCGGUUACUCUCGUGGAUACGAGUGAUUCAGUAGCUGAUAGAGUUGGAUGAACCUGAGGUGGACACACUCACCUGAGCGAGCGACAGAUAGAUAGACCGAGAGAGAGAUGUACACAGCGGUGCUGCUGUCCUCCUCUCUGUUUCUCCUGCAUGUGACCUGCACGCCUCAGAUUCACGGUCACCACGGGAGGAGAGUGUGUGUUGGAGAUGCCUGGAGUCGUCGUGUGUCUUACAGCACAGAGUCAUUUCUUCAGCCCGUACACAAACCCUACAUCACCAUGUGCCAAAACCACCGCAUGUGUAGCACAUACAAGACAAUCUACAGGGUUUCUUACAGGCAGGUGAGCAGAGUAGCUCCUAAUGUACACAUUUACCCAGAAUGCUGUCCGGGAUGGCGACGCAUGCAUUCACACAACUGUAACCAAGCGGUGUGUAAGCAGUCUUGUGCAAACGGAGGCUCUUGUGUAAGGCCUAAUCACUGUGCAUGUCUAAAAGGAUGGACGGGGCCAUACUGUCAAACAGAUGUGGAUGAGUGUAAGGAAGGUCAUCGCUGCUCACAGAAGUGUGUGAAUACGGUGGGGAGUUAUCGGUGUGUGUGUCAGGACGGAUUCAGUCUGGCUGAAGAUGAAAUAACGUGUUCAAGAAUUCCUGCUCCCUCCCCGCCGCCCACCGGGCCUCCAAAAGCAGACGAUCGCUCAUCCAGAAGCCAUGCUGGUGGAGGUUUGGGAUUGGUGGAAAAUGUUACCGAAGAAGUUCAGAUCCUUAAAAACAGAGUGGAGCUCCUCGAGCAGAAACUAGAGAUGGUUCUGGCUCCUUUCACUACGCUCUUCCCCUUGGAUGGUGUGGGAGACACUAACAGCUUCCUGCCUGAGAGGACCAACUUCCUGUCACAUUCUCUGCAGCAACUAGACCGCAUCGACUCGCUCAGUGAGCAGGUCGGAUUCCUGGAGGAGCGUAUUGGAGCCUGUGCCUGCCAGGAGAACUAGACUGUCAAAGAUGGGCUGGAUCCUCUGACACAAGUGAAACCGAUAUCUGCGAAGUCUAAAUGAACAACCGCAACACUGAUCAAAGGCCUGAAUCCUGUAAACAUGUUCAGUUCACUCAAAAAGCAUGUAGGGAAACAAAAUGUCAAACACACAAAC
Molecule: messenger RNA, 2651 nt
Organism: Sinocyclocheilus grahami
Lineage: Eukaryota; Metazoa; Chordata; Actinopteri; Cypriniformes; Cyprinidae
Product: epidermal growth factor-like protein 7
Exons: 9
Coding region: 1617-2495 (292 amino acids)
Biological process (GO): anatomical structure development
Cellular component (GO): extracellular region; cell surface
Molecular function (GO): signaling receptor binding; calcium ion binding
Source: RefSeq, a predicted model, not a curated record